AACAUCAGCAGUCUUUAGGUAUUGGAUCUGAUCGUUGCAUCACACUCUAAUCCGUGGACAGUUUGGUUUUGGAAUUUACGCGCUCUCUUGAAGGACUAAACAAUGAAAAUCGCCAUUGUUUUAUUGGCCAUCGUUGGCCUAGUUGCUGCCAGCAGCAUCUCUAAACAUGAAGUUAAAAUUGCCGAUAAGGAAUUUUUGGCCAAACAAAAGUUCCUUUUCGAAAUUGUUUACCGUGUCGAGGAUCCCUUGAUGUUCGAGGAAUGGAUCAAAAUGGGCAAAUCUUUCACUUUUAACAAAGCUGACUACACUCACUUUGACAUGUACAUGGAGAAAUUCUACGAAGCCUACAAACAUGAUGCCAUUUUACCCAAGGGCGAAUUCUUCGGUGCUUUGGUACAGACCCACCUUAAACAAGCCUAUGGUUUGUUCGAAUUCUUCUACUAUGCCAAGAACUGGGAAGUCUUCCAAAGCAAUGUUGCCUGGGCUCGUAUGCACUGCAACGAAGGCAUGUUUGUCUAUGCUUUGACUUUGGCCGUCAUCCACCGUGAUGAUUUCCAUGGCUUGAUCUUGCCUUCCAUCUAUGAAAUCUUCCCUCAAUACUUCUUCAACAGCAAAUUCGUCUUCGAAGCUGAGAAAUUCGAUUACAAUGUCUGGAGCAAAUACAUCAUGUACGAAAAGGAAUACAAGGAUAUCCUCUACAAGGACUACGCUACCUUCUACAAAAACCACGACAACCAAUACUACUACUACUUCACCAAGGACUUCAAGACCUACCAAUGGUGGAAGAUGAUGGGUUUGGGUGAACACUGGUACUCUGAGGACCGUUUCAUGUUGCGCGAUAACAUGGACAAAUACAACAAGGACUCUAAAUACUUGGAAAUCUUCGAAGGCACCAAGAUGUUCUUCAUGCCUGUUGACUACACUCGUGACAUUGAAUUCUUCAACAAGGAAUCUGCUUUGUCUUACUUCACUGAAGAUGUUGGUUUCAACGCCUACUGGUACUACCUCAACAUGGACUACGCUUUCUUCUUGGAUGGCGAAACCUAUGGUUUGAACAAGGAUCGUCGUGGUGAAUACUGGUUGUACAAUGUCCGUCAACUUUUGUCUCGUUACUACAUGGAACGUUUGUCUCAUGGUUUUGGUGAAAUUCCCGCAUUCUCCUUCUUGGACACCAUCGAAUACGGUUACAACCCUCAAUUGGUUUACCACAAUGGUGUUGGUUUCUCUUACCGCAAGAACUACUACGAAGUCGAAAGCUUUGGCAAAUUCGACUACUACUACAAGGUUUUGGACUUCUUCAACCGCUUGGAUGAAAUCAUCACCAAGGGUGUCUAUGUCACUUAUGAAGGCAAGACCAUUGAUUUGCGCAAACCCGAAUCCAUUGAAUACAUUGGCAGCAUCAUGCAAGGCAAUGUUGAUACUUUCGACAACUACUUCUUCAAAUACUGGUACAUGUUCGCCCAUAUGUACUUCGGUGAUGUCAACACUCACGAUUUCGAAGUUUUCCCCCACAUUUUCUUGAACUACGAGACCAUGAUGCGUGAUCCUAUGUUCUACAUGUUCUACAAGAAGAUUGCCUCCGUCUACUUCCAAUUCUUCAACUAUGUCAAACCUUACACUCACGAAGAAUUGUUGUUCCCUGGUGUCACCAUCAAGGACGUUAAGGUUUCUGAAUUGGUUACCUACUUCGAUUUGGUCGACUUUGAUGUCACCAACUUGAUGAACGACAAGAUGACUUUCGUUGAUGGUCAAUUCGUUUGGGACAAGACCUUGUUGGCUCGUCAAAUGCGCCUUAACCACAAGCCUUUCGACUUCGAUUUCGUUAUUGAAUCUGACAAAGCCCAAAAGGUUGUUAUCCGCACCUACUUGGGUCCCAAAUACGACGAAUUCGGCCGUGUUAUUACCUUGACUGAAAACCGUGAAAACUUCAUGGAACUUGAUAGCUUCCUUUACACUCUUAAAUCUGGUGUCAAUGAAUUCAAGCGCUACUCCAAGGACUUCUACUGGACCGUUGAGGACCGCACCACCUACACUGAAUUGUACAAAUACGUCAUGCUUGCCUUCGAAGGCAAAUACGAUUUCCCCUUGGACAUCAGCGAACCCCACUGUGGUUUCCCCGAUCGUUUGGUCUUGCCCCAUGGUUGGUACAAGGGUAUGCCCAUGCAAUUCUUCUUCUACGUCACUCCCUUCACCGCUGAAUACGAACAAUUCGCCACCUACGACUACACCUACUCUUGCGGUAUUGGCUCUGGUGUUCGUUACAUCGAUGAAAUGCCUUUCGGUUAUCCCUUCGAUCGUGAAAUUGAUGAAUACGAAUUCUUCGUACCCAACAUGUACUUCAAGGAUGUUAAGAUCUUCCACCAAGACACUUUUGAAAAGUACUUUGAACACAAAUACGAAAAGAUCGGUCAUUUUGAUUACAACUACAUUCACUAGGUAUUACUUAUUGAUGUCAUUAUUAUUAAAUUGUUGUUUAAUUGUUAAUAGUAAUGUAGAAAACAAAUGUUGCUAAAUGUAUAAAAAAAAUAAUUAUUAAAAAAAUAUAUAUAAUUGUUUUAAA
Calliphora vicina (urban bluebottle blowfly) is the source of this 2560-nucleotide messenger RNA. RefSeq names its product arylphorin subunit C223-like. The record is from RefSeq and is a predicted model, not a curated record. The coding region runs from base 103 to 2436 and encodes 777 amino acids. The transcript is spliced from 2 exons. NCBI's taxonomy places the organism in Eukaryota, Metazoa, Arthropoda, Insecta, Diptera, Calliphoridae.